This is a messenger RNA of Thelazia callipaeda (thelaziosis nematode), 4179 nucleotides long. The record is from the annotation of a GenBank genome assembly. NCBI's taxonomy places the organism in Eukaryota, Metazoa, Nematoda, Chromadorea, Rhabditida, Thelaziidae.
AUGCAUAAUCAGCCAACUAAGCAUUUUACUUAUAGCGAUAUCAUAGAUGGUAAAGUUCAUUACAAGCAUGAUAAUAGCGAAACGACAAUUGAUAACAUUGAUUUAGAGGUUGUGCUUUUAUCACAGCAAGCAAAGCUACUAAAACCAUGGACUACUAUUUGUAAUAUUCCAGUACACAUUAUUCCUGUUAAUGAUCCACCUAAACUAUCAUUUGGAAGUGAUUCUGAAUCUUUAAAAAUAACUGGAAAAUCAAAACUUUUGUUGAAUAGCCAAGUAAUAAGUCUAUGGGAUGCAGAUAGUGAUCCUGACACUGUAAAGGUUACUGUCACCGAUUCCUAUGGAGUCCGUUUAAUGAAUUCAGUUGGAAAAGAAAUAAAGAAGUUUACUCAACGCGAAUUUCUGAAUAACGACGUGUACAUUAUUCAAGAAGGUAUGCAAAAUCAUGGAACUAUGAAACUGGUUGCUGAUGAUGGAGAUCGUGAAUCAAAUGUGAUUGAAUUAACUAUUAAUACUGUUCCUGUUGAAAUACAAUUGAAAGCGAACUCAGGCCUUGAAGUGGUUCAUCAAACAGCAGCUAUCAUUUCUCCAGAAAAUUUAACUUUUACAACCAAUUUUCCGGGAUUACCAGUAGAAUAUACUAUUGUUAAUUUACCGGAAUAUGGCGCCAUAGAAUGCCGCCAAGAAAUGAAAAAUUUUGAGAUCUGUACAAAGUUCACGCAAAAUGAUAUAGAUAGUUCACGUGUGCAAUAUAAACAUUCAAGUGCCGCUCAUUCAACAUUCGACUUUUUCAGUUUUCAAGUCCGAGUGGAUAAUACGACAUCAGUAGUUCACACAUUCCGGAUCACGUUUAUUCCGGUUCAUGUAAAAAUCUUUAAUCGUGUUCCUUUCCUGCUCAACAACACCGAUAAUUUAACUCUCAAGCGUGUAAAUUUGUUUGCUUGGACUUAUCCAAAAAGUUUCCCCACAAAUCAACUUGUUUAUCAUAUCAUUGAACCACCGAAGUUUGGCACACUAUUACGUCGAAUUGAUAAAAGCCGCAAUCGGCGAAUUGGAGUUUCUUCAAACUUUACGCAAAAGCAUAUCGAUAAUGAGGAAAUCAGCUAUAAGAUGCAUUUUAUUCAGCAUUCUGUGAUCAACGAUUUCUUCAUUUUCCGAUUGAUCACACCUUCCGUUACAUCUGAAUCCGUUCGUUUUGAAGUCACUUUCAUUCCAGGCUUUGGUUCCAUACAACUCAUCAACCGAACCGUUAUUGUUGAUGAAGGGGGCAUUCAAAAGAUAACCAACGAGUCACUGUCUUUGCGAACCCCCGAUGAUAAUAGCUUUUUGUUCGUUAUUGGUGCUGCUCCUUCGUACGGUUCCAUAUUACUCAAUAAAUUGGCUAAUGAACAGUAUGAAUUAGCUGAGGGAGAUAAUUUCACUACUUUCGAUGUAAACAAUCAAAAUGUUUUCUAUAAGCAUUGGGAUGGUGAAAAUCGGAUUGACCGAAUAUUAUUGCUAGCUGAAAGUAACUCUCAUCGAGCAAAUCGAAUACCAUUUUGGUUAACUAUCGGAGUAAUUUUGAAGAAUGACAAUAUUCCCAAAUUGACUGGCAGUAAUGUGAUAGAGAUAACAGAACGAGGCGAUCGUAUUUUACACCCUUUUUUACUACCUUGGAAAGAUGAAGAUAUUAAUAGCCCGCCGUUAUUAUUUACUUUCCACGAUACCUUUGAAUAUGCUACCAUUUUAUCCAAACUCUCACCAAAUAUAACAAAAAAAAAUUUUACUCAAAAAGAAAUGAAAAAUGGAGAAAUAAUUAUACGUCAUUUAGGACCAGUAAAAAGAUUAGAAAUGAAAUAUACAGUAUCAGAUGGAGUACAUGAAAUAUCAUCUGAACUGAUUGUCGUUGCAUCUGAACCAUUUCUAGAGGUUAGGAAUAAUAGCAUUAUGAUUUCUUCUACAACUCCAUCAUUACUUUCUACAGUAUUAAUUACAAAACAUAAUCUUUCCGCUGCAACCAACAUUGAUUCAAAAAGAUCUGAUAUUGUCUUUCGAGUAGCGUCAAAAAAUUGGAUUCUCGUUGUCAAUUCAACUGAAAAAUUUGUAAGCAAUUUCACACAAGAGGAUAUUGACGAAGGACGAAUAUUUUAUCGUGUUAAUCCAUUUAUUGAGGGAAGUAUGGACGAAGAGAUUUUAAUCACAGUUAUCACUGCAAAGAAUUUAAGUUUGAUAGAAAAUUUUAAAAUCUCAAGAAAUUAUUUGGAUAAAAAAACAAGUGUCUUAGAAUUAAUCACAUUAAAACUUUUAAUUGUUCCACUUUCGUCAAUUUCACCGAUUGAUAAAAGUAUACUUCUGGCAAAAGCUUUAAAUAAGGAACCUACCGAAAUUAUCUUCGAUGUAAUCAAGCAACCAACUCAUGGAUCAUUAAUUCUGGAAACAGUAAAAGCAGCAAAUAAUGGACUAACAGUAAUGCCAAGCAGUUUUUUCGUUUCACGUUUUACUCAAGCACACGUGAAUGCAAAACAAAUUCAGUACUUACACAAUGACGUGUUACCAGUCCGUGAUUCAAUCGUAUUUAACGUUUCAGUAGAAGAUCAAAUGAUCGGACCUUUCACACUAUUUAUCAAAGUUGUAGACGAUGAAAUAGAUCUAUCAGUAUCAAAUAUGACUGUCACUUUUGGAUUAAGUAAAGUAAUUAACAACGCUAUUCUACGCGCAACAACUACUAGUGAUAACGAAAGUGAAUUCCGCAUUUUUUCGAAUCCCGAAUUUGGUUGGAUUGUUCGAGACAGUUGGAAUUUAGCCAAUAUCAGUUCAAUUAGACAAUUUAAUAACCAAGAAUUACGUGAUUUACGAGUUCAUUACGUAAACGACCCAAAAAGUCGACAACAAUUGGAUAGUUUUACUGUAGCAGCCUGUACAAUAGGGACGUUAAGAUGUACUGAACCGAAACAAGUCUUUGUUAUGAUAAAAUACCAAAAUUUUCAUGAACCUGAAUUGUUACGUAAUGAAGUAUUGAAAAUGUGGAAUACAUCUAAAGCUCGUAUUACCAAACAGCAUUUAUUUUCACAGGAUGAUGACACAUCAGCUCAACAAAUACGAUAUAUUAUUAAUCAACCUUUAAAUGGUUAUAUUGCCCGCAUAAAUAAUCCUUUGGAGUCAAUAGCAAAUUUUUCUCAAGCAGAAAUCAGUGAUUCUCAAAUAGUUUUUAUAAAAAAUAAAGGAUCUACGUCUGCUGGUGGUUUUUCAUUCCUUGUAAGCGAUGGCUUGCACCAAAUUGGUCCUGAAUGGUUUACAAUUGAUAUUUCACCAGAAAUGAAAGCUGGAAUUCAGACAAAUAAUCGUUUAGUAAUUCCACCUGGUCAAUUUCCAGUUAUCAUCAGCUCUGAUUUACUAAAAGCUCAAUUACCAAAUGCAAGUUUAUUUGUAAAACCUCAUGAAAUCACUUAUUCAGUGUCAAAAAUUCCACGAUAUGGACAUUUACUACUCUCAGGCAUACCUACUCAAAAAUUUACUCAAGAAGAUAUCAAUAAUCGACGAUUGGUAUAUAAACUGGACAUUGGAUUCUUAGAUGAAUGGACUAAACGUGAUAUGUUUUUAUUCAAAAUCUUCAUUGAAAAUGAUACUUUUGAUGAGUCGACUGUAAUUGAUGAACAUCGUUUUAAAAUAUCAAUCACAUAUGCGGCAUUACCCUCAAAUCGCAUUCAUGAAUUUGUACAACUUGAAAAUAUUACAGUAACGAAUGGUGGAAGUUUGGCAAUCAAUAAAUCUCACAUAAAUAUGAAGUUUAUAUGGAAAAACUUUAGAGACGAACUGCUGGUAAAUUUUCCACGUAAACCACGUUAUGGACAUCUGGAUCUAUUGAAUAGAAUUGCUAAUCACACGGAUUUGAUGAAACUUACACAAUUGUUAAGUGGCCGAUCAUUAAUUUAUCGUCAUCAGAAAAGUAAUAUGGCAUUAACAGAUGAAAUAUUUAUCAAUAUCUUACCAAGAAAUGAUGCAAGUCGUCGAACAAAUCGUUUACGAAUUGAAGCAUUUCCUGAUCGGAUUAACUUAGUUACUGGAAAGGAUUACCUGUUGUCUUCAAACAUUUUCCGCUUAACCCACCCAGAAAUAAAGCCAUCUAAUUUGGAAUAUCGACUAAUACAGGUUAAUAAAAAUCUUCUCUUCAAUCGACCUCAACUUACUGUCCCGCGAAUUUAA